CUAAAAAGUGAGUUAAGUUAAAACCGGCCUAAAAGUAUAAAAUUGGGUUGAGAAACUACAAUUCUUUAGUUUAAGAAAGUGGCUGAACAGUACAACACGUUAUGUCUGGUGUACACAGCAAAGGACCAGUAUUAAACUUAACAGAACUUCAGGCGAACGCUCUAAAGCGUAUUAUCGCUCUUCAACACCAAGACAUUCUGGUCAAAAAUGAGCGGCUAAGAGGGGUAGAGGACUUAACAAGAAUAUGCAGUGAAUUGGAAGAAAAACGGCAGAGUUGGCAGACAAGAGCGGGCAAUUAUGAAAUGGCUUUGAGGCUGGCUGAAACGAGAAUCGCGUAUUUGAACAGGAAGCUUGGAAUUGGUCCCCAAACGCGGACUUUUGGUAUCGAUGUAGUCAAUCCAGGGAUUUCAAUAAAGGAUUUCGACGCAGUUACCAAAGAGAAUAUCAGGCUAAAAGAAGCGUUGGAACAUAUCGUACCAACAGAAUUGGGCGGUAAAGACAUAGUCAUUGUAAGUAUGAUAGAAAUUUAAUUUAUACACGCUGACGGGCAGAGUCAUGUGCCAAAAUUUUACAUGUACAAAAAAGUGAUAUUUAGAGCUAUUUAUUAUAUCUUUUAAAAGAUAU
Molecule: messenger RNA, 624 nt
Organism: Paramuricea clavata
Lineage: Eukaryota; Metazoa; Cnidaria; Anthozoa; Malacalcyonacea; Plexauridae
Source: the annotation of a GenBank genome assembly